Molecule: messenger RNA, 4628 nt
Organism: Nothobranchius furzeri (turquoise killifish)
Lineage: Eukaryota; Metazoa; Chordata; Actinopteri; Cyprinodontiformes; Nothobranchiidae
Gene: kif7
Product: kinesin family member 7
Biological process (GO): microtubule-based movement; spindle elongation; mitotic spindle organization
Cellular component (GO): microtubule associated complex
Molecular function (GO): microtubule motor activity; ATP binding; microtubule binding
Source: RefSeq, a predicted model, not a curated record
ACGGCUGUUCAAACACCAAACUCCCAAAUCCCGAAACUUUUGAGCUCCUCCCUACAACUCCCAUUAUCCCGAAAAAGAAAACUUCCAGCGUUGUUCUGAAACCAUAUUCCAACUUCUGCUGCUAUAAACUGCCUCAAGAUGAUCCUUACAUAACAACAGAACACACAAAGAACGGGAGCAGUGCAGAAGGAAAAUGUCUCCUAAGGUGCCUGGUGGUCAGGGCAGAGGGGACUUCUCAGCAGUCCAAGUAGCUGUUCGAGUGCGUCCCCUUCUCCCCAAAGAGAUCCUACACUGCCACGAGAGUUGCAUCACCGCGGACCCUGAACUUCAUCAAGUGACUUUGGGCCACGAUCGACACUUUGUUUCUGAUUUUCUAUUCGAAGAAGCUUGCUGUCAGGAGGAGGUUUAUUCUCUGUCCGUCCAACCGCUCAUAGAUGCUUUCUUCCAAGGCUUCAAUGCCACUGUCUUUGCCUAUGGACAAACAGGCUCAGGCAAGACUUACACCAUUGGAGAAGCUAAUAUUAGUUCCUUCAGAGACGAGGAGCAGGGUAUCAUCCCUAGAGCUGUGGCAGAUGUCUUCAGACUGCUGGAUGAAAACGACCUUGCAGACUUCUCUGUUCGAGUCUCCUAUUUGGAGGUGUAUAAGGAGGAAUUUAAAGAUUUACUGGAGGUUGAGACCGCUAGCAAGGACAUCCACAUUCGUGAGGACAAAGGCAACAUCGUUUUGUGCGGUGUAAAGGAGUGCGAAGUAGAAGGUCUUGAUGAGGUGUUGAGUCUGCUUGAGUCAGGAAACACUGCUAGACACACCGGUGCAACACAGAUGAAUCCGAAUUCCAGCCGGUCUCACACUAUUUUCAGCUUGUACAUGGAUCAGCGUCGUGGGAGCUCGCGUUUAAAUGGGACUGCUGCGAACUCCGGACCACAAAUGUUGUCUUCAAAGUUUCACUUUGUGGAUUUGGCUGGGUCGGAGCGCAUCUUACGGACGGGUAACACUGGAGAGAGAUUGAAGGAAAGUAUCCAGAUCAACAGCGGCCUUCUGGCUCUAGGAAAUGUUAUCGGUGCUCUGGGGGAUCCUAAGAGAAAAGGCUCUCAUAUACCAUACAGAGACUCUAAAAUCACUCGGAUACUGAAAGACUCUUUGGGAGGGAAUUCAAAAACACUGAUGAUUGCCUGCAUCAGCCCUUCAUCCUCGGACUUUGAUGAGAGUCUGAAUACACUAAACUAUGCGAUGAGGGCUAGAAACAUUCAAAACAAAGCUACUGUCAACUCUAAGCGUGAACCUGAUCGCAUGGAAGGACUGGAGCAGCAGAUCAAGGCUCUUCGCAGGGCCCUGGAGAACCGUCAGCGCUCAGAGACUCGCAUCAUCGCUCACGCUGACCCAAACAGGAGACCCCGACUUGGGGAAGGAGAAAUCAGCAGGCUGUAUGCACAGAGCGCACACUACAGGACCUGCACUGACACGGCUUACAGGUUGCUGCGGGAGCUGCAGAGUGAAGGCUCUUUGAGUGCAGAACAGUGUCUAAGAGUAAAAGAGUGGCUGUGCUCGGUUGAAGAGGAGCGGAGCGGGCUCACGACCGCCUCCGGACCAGACAGUGGUAUCGAGAACAGUUCCACCUUUGCACUGAGAAGAGGCAGGCCUUCCAUAAGGAAUGUGGAUGCAGAAGCUGUGGAGGAGAGGUGGAACCAUGAGAGUGAGAGAGAAGACGUUAUCGCUCAUCUUCAGGCUCAGAUCCAGCAGCUGGAAAAAGAGAAUACCGACUUUUUAGCAGCUCUGGAGGACGCUAUGGAGCAGUACAAGCAACAGAGUGAUAAACUGCAGGAACAGCAGGACCAGAUAUCAGAUCUACAGUGUCAGCUCUCUGCACUUGGGACGAUGGGCCUCGGGUUAAACAUGAGGUUACGACCUCACACCGCCCCGAUGGGCUCCAUGCAGCAUGGUCAGAAUGGAGGAACAUGCAGACAGGUCAGUCCAGUGGGUCAUACAGGCCAUGGGUUUGAUCAGAAUGGGGCGGUUUAUGUGGACCUGGAGACCCCCGGAGGUGCAGAGAUGUACUACAAGGAAAAAGAAGGAACUCACCCACGCUUCUUUCAGGAGAAAUCCCAAACGGUGAACGUGACCUGGACCAAGCGGGACAUGCAUUUAGGUGUAGCGGCUCUUGACAAAGGGACGACGCUUCAGCAGUCCGAGUCAGAUCUGCACCCUUGUUUAGCCAGAAAAGCAUGUAAGUCUUACGGGUGUUUUGAUAAUUAUUUUGAAGGAUUUUACAACAUUGUGAAAGGGUACUGGGAGAGUUACAGAGAUGGAUCAUGUGAUGGCAAAAGUACUGACUUCAUGUGUCCUCCUUCGAACUUCUAUGAAGCCAACUCCAGUAGUGGAGAGAGCCUGAGAAGCUUUGAGGGUGUUUCAGAGUGGGGACUUCUGCAGGCACAGCAGAAGAUCAGGGAGCUCUCAGUCACCAUCCGCAUGAAAGAAGAACUCAUCAAGGAGCUGGUCAAAACAGGUAAGGAAGCCCAGGCCCUGAAUAAGCAGUACAGCCAUAAGAUCACAGCUCUGGAGGGUGAAGCUGUGCAAGCCCGGCAGGAGCUGCAGGAGGCCCAGCGGCAGCUGCAGGAUCUGGAGAGGCAAGAGAAGGAAAUAAGUGCAACCGACAAGACCAGGGCACAGGAAUGUCGCAGGAAGAUAGCUGCUGCUCAGAGCAAAGUUCAGGUUUUAAGUCAGCGCCAGAGGGAUACAGCUCGUCUGGCCAACCUACCUGUUCAGAGUGAACGUCGUGUGUUGGAGCUGGAGAGGAGUGUCCAGUCCAUGAAGCAGCAGCAGGAGCAGCUGCAGCGACGCCUGCGAGAGGAGAGUCAGCAGAAACGGCGCCUGGAGACCGAAAUGCAAAGAAGAACUCACAGAGUCAAGGAACUUGAGAUAAAGAAUGAGCAGCAACAGAAAAUCCUGAGGAUAAAAACGGAGGAGAUCGCAGCCUUCCAGAGACAGAGGCGCAGUGGCAGUAACGGCUCGGUCAUCUCGUUAGAGGAGCAGCAGAAGAUUGAGGAGCAGAAGCGCUGGUUGGAUGAAGAGAUGGAGCGUGUUCUAGACCAGAGAAGAGGACUGGAAGAUCUGGAAGGGGAGCUGACUAAACGAGAGCAAAUCCUGGCCAAGAAGGAAGCCUUGCUACAGGAACGCAGCGGGCUGGAGACCAAACGGCUCCUCUCCAGUCAGGCUCUAAGCAAAGAUCUGGUGAUGCUCACUGGGCGGAUUGAGUCACUUGAGCAGGAGCUGAGCGAAAGGAACGGCUUACUUCGCAGCAGCAGCGCUCAAGAUUCCCAACACAUCCGGCAAGAGAUCUCCAACCUGCGGCAGGAGAAGGAUUCCCUGCUGAAGCAGCGUGUUGAGCUGGAUGAUAAACUACGGAAAGGAAACUUGCUCUCACCUGAGGAGGAGAGAACUCUUUUCCAGUUGGACGAGGCGAUCGAGGCUUUGGAUGCCGCUAUAGAGUACAAGAACGAGGCCAUCACUCAGAGACAGAGACAGCUCAGGGCUUCUGCCAGCAUGCUCUCCCAGUGGGAAAUGAACCUCAUGGCUAAGCUCAGUUACCUGUCUGCCUCUGAGACCAGAGCUCUGCUGUGCAAGUACUUUGACAAGGUGGUGUCUCUGCGUGAGGAGGAGCGUAAGCUGCAGCUUGCACUGACCGAGCUGGAAAUGCAUCUGGAGGAGCAGCAAAGGCAGGUGCAGUGGCUGGAAAACGCCCUCGAUCGCACACAACUCGACACGGACCGCCGGCUCACGCAGCAGCAGAGGGAACACGAGAGGAGCAUGCAGCUGCUGCUGCAGCAGUGUCGAGAACAAAUGGAUGAGGGCCUGGCAGGAAGGCAGCGGCAGUUUGAGGGAUUGAUCCACAACCUCAGUAAGGAGCUAAACCAUCACAGGACCGCUAAUCUGGAGCUCAACAACAAACUGAGAGAGCUCUGUCCACCAAAGGAGCAUCCCAGAGUCUUUCCUUCUGAUGUUAAACAUGCAAAUAUUGGCAGCAUGGAGAAGCUGAGCCGCUGCUCUGUGGACAGCUCAGCAGGUCGAGGGGCGGGGCUUCACGACAAACCAACCAGGUCCAAAGAUGAGGUGAGGGAACUGGUAAACACCCCGCUCCCAUCCACAUGGAGGCGCUCUUCCCUUCCUACAGAGGAACCUGUAGUGAUGGAGGAACUGUGGCUUCAGGUGUCAGGAGAUUCUCUGACUCACCGUGUGGUUCCGACUGGUACGGGGUCCUGGACUGGGCCCACAUCAUUUCCUGUGGUGAAAUCUCGCAGAGAGUCUCGGCGCUCCAGCCUCAUCAUCGGACCACUGACCUCAAACAAUUCAUUAAUUGAUGUACGUAAGAAUCCUGUCUGAGUUUUACGUGCCACUAUUUUGAUGUUGUGUCUUAUUUGCCCACAUUGUCAUUUUGUUUAUUUCAUUUUUUGUAAUUUUUUUAAUGAAAAUUCCACAGAUUUUUCUACAAAGCACUUUUGAUUAAGAUCAAAUUCAUAUUUUCAUGCAAAUGCUAAUUGUAAAAAAUAAGUCAUUAAAAAAUGUCAUUAUCUAUUCAGGUAAACUUUUGUUUAUUUACAAUAUUUUGUAUUAAAUGUUUUGGGGGUUUAAUGUG